This is a messenger RNA of Polychytrium aggregatum, 1100 nucleotides long. RefSeq lists its product as uncharacterized. NCBI's taxonomy places the organism in Eukaryota, Fungi, Chytridiomycota, Chytridiomycetes, Polychytriales. The transcript is spliced from 4 exons. Bases 161 to 916 code for a protein of 251 amino acids. The record is from RefSeq and is a predicted model, not a curated record.
GCCAAAGAUCAUCUUGAAGCGGCCAUCCUUGCAACCCGCUUCCGAGGCGGCUCCUGCAGUCCCGGCCCCGGAUGCAUCAGCAUCUCCUGCGUCGAGCGGAGCUAUUGUUCCAUCAACAAGCGACGCUGUGGAUUCGAAACCAGCUGCGACACAGCCUGAAAUGCCAGUCCCAAUCGCCCCUGUACCUUCGGUGCCUGCUCCACCAGCAGCCCAGAACUCUGCCCCCAAUCCCUCUGACCGAUUGGUGAAGCUCGAGCUGCUGCGUCAGCGACUCGCUGCCGAGAAGGCUUCCAACGCCCAAAGAUCGACCGAGACAUCCUCUGCCGGCACCAACGCCAACUCGGAGCCAGGUGAGUCCGGCGAGACACUCACAGACCUGCCACAUGCUCUUGCUAAUGUGCGUUCUGUGCCCAUCCAGCGCCGCCAAGCGCCACUCCAGCAUCAACUCCUGCUGCCCCUGCACCCGCUGCGUCAGCUACCGAUGCCCCGGCAGCGGCAUCCCCGGUUCGCAGACCCAAGCCGAUCGUUUGGACACAGAACACCAAGGCUCCCGAAAUUGCCACGGCUGCAGCCCCAGGGACUGCCCCAGUCCAAGCCACGGCCCCAACGGCCCCAGCAGCUACUCCCCAAACCACCACCCAGGCUCCCCGAGGAGGCCUGUCGAUCCGCGGCCAGCAAGCCAACCGAGCCCGCGGUGGCGCCAACAUCGUCAAUCGUGCCCUCUCUGCCGAAGGCCAGCAAGUACGUGCGGGUCAGCCCGCUCAGCGUGGCGGCCCCGGCGGCCGGGGUCGAGGACGAGGCGGCAUGCGAGGCGGUGCUGCCGGUGGAGCAGGCGGCCACCAGCAACCUGCGGCACGAACCGAUGGCUCGAGCAACUAAAGGCGGAUGCCAGCCGCUCUCAAACCACCCGAUUUGACCGGCUGCCCCGCUCGUGUCCACAAAAUGAACUCCCGCCGAACCCAAAGCGCUCGAUCUUGUCCAAUCGCCGAUACGCGAGGAGCAAAUGCAAUACAUGUUCAAUCGAUCGAUCGAAUCAACUGCUGAGCAGAUUCUGGACGGUCCAGAUCCAGUACACGCCUGGAUCCGGUUGGAUGCUGAAA